This is a messenger RNA of Spodoptera litura, 6182 nucleotides long. RefSeq lists its product as uncharacterized. Gene Ontology annotation, molecular function: RNA binding. The record is from RefSeq and is a predicted model, not a curated record. Lineage: Eukaryota; Metazoa; Arthropoda; Insecta; Lepidoptera; Noctuidae.
AAAUAAUUUACCUGUGCAAUUUCAGUUCUUUGUUUUUUAGCCGGUGCUGGAUUGUUUUUUUCAGAUUUACAUAAAAUUAAAGCACAAUGACGAGUAGGGGUCGUAACUACCAGAACAACGAGUGGGAUUCUACACGGGACGACUUCAACAGUUCCCUGUACGACAACCAGUACCAAUCCGAUGACAUUGGUGGUGAUGGAAACCUGGAUCACUGUCGGCUUUACAUCAAGAACAUACCCAAGGGUCUGAAUGAUGAAGGUCUUCGAGCUCUUUUCGCCAAGUUCGGGACUCUCGUCGAAGUAUAUCUCAGUAAAGAUCCGCAGAAGAGUUACGCGCUAGUGAGAUAUGAGACAGCUGGAGAAGCUAAGUUGGCGAUGAUGAAAAUGAACAGGACUGAACCAUUGAAAUUGUUCAUCAGCAUCGCUUACAAGUCCAACGCUAAAUCCAAGCAGAACCAGAAUCAGAAUCAGAGCCGGGGGUAUCCAGAGAGAUCGGAACGGAACGAUAGAAGCGGGAGGGAGAGGAACGAUAGGAGUGAGAGAAACAGCGUGAGCAUUAGCCGGGAUCGAGACGAGAGCGGGAGUGUCAUCAGCCACGGGAAGAACUCACGAAUGGCAGACGAUGUUCCUAAUGGAGAUAACAAUAUGGAUGACCUGUUGCUGGAAGAUGACUAUGGGUUCUCAGACAUCCUAGACCCAAACCUCCACCUGGAACUGGAAAGUCUCAAGCUGGAACAGCUGAAGGUACGGGAAGAGCAGUUGCAGGUCAAGCAAAGGGUUAUAUUGUUGAAACAGGCGGAAAGACGACCUAUGACGCAGAUGAGUAAUCGGUGCAUUCUGCCUGAUGGAAAGAUCGUGGUUCGCAACAAUGCUGACAGCACUGUCGCAACAGUAAAACAGGUCAGGUUUCGGGAUUCCCGAGACGCUGACGUCAGCUUCAGCGCGGGCGCCGGCGAUUCGAACGAAACCACGAUCUGUUCCUGUAAAGUCAAGACGAAGAGGUCCUGGGAACACGUGCGAACAGAUGAUGGUAGUUCCACGCCUUCGACUUGCGUUCUUUGCUCCGAAGAUAGAAGCGAGAACAAGCACUAUAGAGAUAAGUCGGUCACAAGCAAAGUAACAGAUAAAAAAUCAGAAUACUCGAGCAAAUUUGUCAGUAGCAAAACUACAGACGUUAGGAAAAAGAAAUCCGACUGUAGUAAGGUGACUGAUACUUAUAGUAAGAGAUCUGACGCGACUAGCAAAAAGGAAGUUAAACGAUGCGGCAAAUGUAGGAGCGAGGUGACAUGUGACUUGAAAUAUAGUGACUUUUACACCGACAGUGAUGACGAGGACGAGACUAAUAGACUUAUACAACUGCGCAAUGCAGACUACAUGGACAUUGUAGACGAGGAUUUGAAAUUAGUCAUUGCUUUAGCAGGGUACCCUAAAUCAAAGAUGCGACUAAGACAAAUGGAGCAAUUCCAACGAGGUCUAACCGACGUUAUCGAUAUGCAGCUAAAAGCUGGUCUUUUAAAGCGAGUACCAUCUUUUUUAGACUACUAUUUGAACCGAGGAGCGUUAGUAUGCAUUUGUAAAGACGUAGACACUAGGGACUGGAUGGUUCGCAUCUCCCCUGGUCUUCAAGAAAGGAUGUGUACUAACUUAGUUCUACUUAAGGCGAAAGUCAAAAGACUGUGCUUGGCAGUUCUAAAGAUUCCCAGGUCCUGUUGGCCGGCUACAGCUCAAGAUGCUUUCAAACUUCUACAAUAUUUUAACCCUAUGCUAAAGACGAGCCUAUGGAAGAUUUACGCGCAGAAAACGGUCGAAAAUGUUGAGUUUACGUCGUUCUUAAUUGAUAGGGUUUCAGGAGAGAUUAUUCGAGGCCCAUCGUUCAAAAAUGUAAUAGAUUACGGACAGAUGGAGUUUGAAUUGACUGGGUACACUGAAAUCUACUAUGAAUGUCUUCUCUCCGGCAUGGAAGAGGAUUUGAGGAGUGUAGCAUCAAGAGUAAAACUUCUUGAUGAACUAAAAUCAGCAGAGACUACCCCAAGAAACGCGUCUGACGUUGAUGUAAGUGUCAAAGAAGUAGGAACAGUGAAAGAAGAAGAAGAAGAAGAUGAUAAUACUAUUGCAGAAGAAGAAGCUACCACUAUCGAGCCAGAAACAGAAGGCACGAACGACGUUCAAAAAGAACUAGAAAGUGGUUUACAAAAAGAUAUAUUAAAGAAACUCAAAGACGUAAAAUAUAUUAGCGAUAGAGAUGAAGUAUUAGUUUGGUCGGACGAAACUAAUAAUUACAGUAAUGAGAUUGAAGCGGAAAAAUCUGAAAACACAGGCAAAGAACAAGAUAACUUAGAAAGCAAUAUCGCGUCUACUUCUGGUGUGGCCGUCUCUGAUAAAACUGAAUCUUUUAUAGAAAGUAAUGAUAAUCUCAUUGCGAGAAGUAGCAACUUGAACAUAGAUAGCAAUAGAGGUAUUGCUUACCAUAGAAGAACUAACUACUUACACGUAGAACACGAACUGAAAGUUGCAAUUACUCUAGAAGGAUACCCACAGAACAAAUUAGAAGGAACUCACAUCCGAAGACUGAAACAUCUAUUCAAAGAGUAUUUACACAAAGAUAUGAAGAUGCAACGCUUCGCCAACCUCAUUAUACCAAAAUUUCAAGACAUUUACCUAUCUAACGGUGCUGUUAUCUACAUCUGUGACAGUUUAGAAACUAAAGACUAUUUAACUGAAGUUUUGCCGAAGUUUAUCAACUCGACUGGUUUGAAACUCACCUUUAGAGAUAUUAAAAAUUUAGUUCGGUAUACUAGGAUAGUGAUGAGGCUACCUAAGGAACAUGCACAUGUAGAAUCUGUAGAGAUUUUACUCAAGCUACAAAGUAAAUAUCCAGGUUUAAAGCCAGACUGCUGGAAGUAUUACUCAGAUGUUGCUGGAAAGCAGAAGAGACAGUUUGGAGUAGACCCUGAGUCCUUAGAAGUAAUCAAGAGUCCCGAAUUUGAUCCUAGUUACGAAGGAGAUAAGCUUACUUUUAGGGUAAUCGAUAGACAGAAACGUGACGUCAGCUUUGAUGAAACUCAUAAAGAAAUUGAUGAUGUAGGCGCCAAGAAACAGAGAGAUGUCGUGCUUAAACAAAUGUAUGUGCCGAUAGACCCAGAAAUAAUGGCUGCUCCAUUAACAAGGAUUCGAACGAACCACUACUCUGACUUAAUCGCUGAUGACCUCAAAUUGUAUGUAGGUCCCUCAAACUAUCCAGAAUCUAGAAUCGACGAAACGUUAUUCCACUCAAUCAAGAGAACAUUCGAGAAUAUUAUUCUAGAAGCUUUCGAAAAAUCUGAGAUUAAGGAGGAGACAAUGCCGAAGUUCCAUGAUAUGUACCUGUUUGAUGGCGUCAUCUUCAUCAUAUGCCAGGCUAUGGAAGCUAGGAGUUGGAUCGAACAAACAAUCUCUCUAGUCAACUCCAAACUACACAUACACCUAAAGUCUACAGAAUUUCGAGGAGCAGUUGGCAUCAUAAGCAUGGUUUGCAAAACAGACAAGGACACAGACGAAGUCAUUGCGUUACUACAGGAUCAAAACCCUAGAUUAAGAACUAAAUAUUGGAGGAAAAUAAGCACCGUUCGGACUAAAACGAAACUAGACGUCGUAUUACAAAUAGACAAACUGUCGGCUCAAGUGAUAACUGGACAGAAUUUCAAAAAAAUCAUCGGUAACAGCGCUGUACAAUUCAAAUUGGGACACUUGCAAUCUUUAUUAAAACCUAAAUCUAGUCUAGAAGAAUUAAGCAAGCUUCACGCAAAACGUAUAGAGCAAAAAGCAAGUGAUAAAGAAGCCUCAGACAAGUCAAAAAGCAAGGUUUCAAUGCAAGGCCCUAAAGAAAAAAGUUUCGAUGACGUCAAAUGCGAAUUAAAAAAAGAUUAUCCUAAUUUGAAAUUGGAACAAUGGAGCGUCAUAGCCCAACAUGAUAAAACCGUGCAUAACGUGUGUGAUUUAGAAAUAGAUGGAGAUUCAGCCAGUAUGAUUAAGAAAGAAGAAUUUGAACUGAACAUGGGUGAUCAGAAGAUAUUCUUCUAUACGGGCAAUAAAAUGGAUUCCGAUUUAGACCCUGUCAUUAUUGAACCUGAUUCUCCAAAGAGUGUUGAAACUGAACUCAUUUUACCAGAAUCUCAAGGAUACCACAAAGUCAUUAUGAAAAUACCUAUGAACAUUUUGCCAGAAAACAAAGAUGAUUUGAACAUUAUAUUUGACUUACUUGAAGAUAAGAACCCGGGUCUAAAUACAGAAUUAUGGCAGAUAUUCACCGACACGAUUUACCCAAGUAAUGGGAAAUUUACCGUGUAUAUUGAUAAGCAAUCAGUUUCUGUUUUACAAGGCAAGAAUUUUGAUCCCUCCAUUGGAGGGGAGAAGCUCAAAUUUUUCUUCUAGUACAAAUAUUCAAUUGACUGACGAAGUGAUAUACUACUAUGUGCCUUAACUACUACAGAAUAUGAGUGAUAUUUGACUGUGAACUUAUAGCUCGGUUUUAUGAAAAUACGUUGGACUUCAUCAGUAACUAAAUUGACUUUAAACUAAGGAUUUUGACUAUAUGCCUUUAUUGUAUUAUAAAUAUCCGUUUUAAGUAACAUUUCAAGACGUUUAGCGUUUAUUUUAACUGAUUUUGAUAGAUAUUCCGUACGCAUACGGUUGAUUAUUCAAUGCAGAUAAAUCCCUACAGUACCAAGUUGCGUAUUGCGGUUAAACUUGGUCUUAUCACCCUCGCAAUAGAGUUUAAAAUCAGUUAAAAAGACGGUAAUUAAAUCGCACGUUGCUUAAAAUGGACGAAGUGUGAUGUUUUUUUUAUAUGAACUAAGUUUUAUACUUAUUGUAUGUAGUUAAGUCUGUGUUCUAGGUACUGUCUUUCAACUUCAUUUAAUAAUGAGACGAAACUCUUUAGUAGUAAAUUCGAGCAUAUUUUGUGUUUGUACAAAGAUGACAUCAAAGAGGAUUUGACUGCAAGUGAUAGUAGUUUUCGUUAUAAACCAAUGUAAUGUAGAAAUUGUCCAGUCAAUUCGUUCUUAGAUAUCGUCAUGAGCUAACUAACUUCAGCACUUGUAGUGUAGAUUGUACAGGCCACUGAUGGUAGCUAUGUUGUCUAUCCAGACGAUACGUGUACUUGGCCAUCGUCAUGAGCUCACAUGUAAAAAGUGACUCGUGUAGUGUAGGGAUAGUCUAGUCCAGUGUUUCUUAAACUGUGGGUCGCGACCCCUAGGGGGGUCGCGAAGCCUUACUCGGGGGGUCGUCGACUGAAAGAAAAACGUCUCCACCGAGUCCGCGGACCCGCCGCUCAGACAGGCCCCAUAUGAUCCACGUUGGGCGCUGAAACAGCUGGACCGGGAGGUUUUCCUGGAAGCCGCAAUUGUGCAGGCCUGGGUGAUACCACCGGUCGGACGGUACUCAACGAGUUAUAUCGCGCGUAGCUUUAACAACUUACCUCGUACUUACUUUCAAUACUCUCGCAGCUUCUUGCAGAGUAGACCUGAAUAAUUGAUAAAGGUACCAAAAUAGUAGAAAAAAAAUCAUUAACGUAUGUAGUCUUAAUUAAAUUUUAUUAGUUCUUAGUCUUUCUAUGACACAAGGGGGUCGCCAGAUUUUCUCAACUUGUAAAGGGGUCGCGAAAUCAGAAAGAUUGAAAAACACUGGUCUAGUCAACUGAUGGUAGCGGUGAUUAUUCAGGCGAUUCGUACUGCGGUGUCGAUUUGAAUGGAAACGACCACCUGAUUAUCAUCACACGGAGAAAAUAGCCAGUCCUUCAGUAUAACAGUUCUGCUUGGAAUCCCAAAUAUUUUUGCUCAAUUUUGACCCUGUCAUGCUCACUUAAAAGUCUCGCUGAUGGUAGCGUCAUGUGUCAGGUGCUUCAGUUCCCUGCAUUGUGGUCGAGCUGAACUACGCUGAUGCAUGCGUUGUACUCGUGAACGGGUGCUGUCAGUUGGGACUGGUCAGGUCAAGGCUAACCACCCAAAAAAUAGGCAGUCCAAUCCCUUUCCAAAUAGUGGCUGACAGGAAACCAGCGUGCCCAUCUAAAGCGUUUUACGAGGAAUUGGUGAGGUUACCGGAGGCCUAGCCCCUUCCUUUAUAAAUGGCUAGCACUUGGUAACUCCUCCGAUGUUGCGGGAGUCCAUGGGUGCCGCUGAUUGCUUACGAUCAGUGCCUUUAGCCAAA